Paramormyrops kingsleyae is the source of this 2792-nucleotide messenger RNA. It is a transcript of the gene wdr41, whose product is annotated as WD repeat domain 41. Gene Ontology annotation, cellular component: lysosomal membrane. NCBI's taxonomy places the organism in Eukaryota, Metazoa, Chordata, Actinopteri, Osteoglossiformes, Mormyridae. Gene Ontology annotation, biological process: regulation of autophagy. Gene Ontology annotation, molecular function: protein binding. The record is from RefSeq and is a predicted model, not a curated record.
UCGGGUAGAGCUCCACUCUACAGGCGUCUGCAGCUAGACCCUCUUGUGUGGGCGCAUAGAUGAGACCUGCGCCCAGACACAUUUUCUCGCGUUUGGAAAAAAGCCUUCAUGAGGAAAUGUUUGUCUCUCAGAGCUUCCGUAGUUCAAGUCACAUGAAUGGAUUUGUUGCGGUAGCAAAACUGUAGAAAUGUUAUUAUCCUGGCGACAGCGGUUGAAUUAAUAUCGUAAUUUACUUCUGAACAGUCUGUGAUUUGCAGAGGAAUCUAAUCGGCUUAGCAGAGCAGCAGACUCAGAGAUGUUGCGGUGGAUCCUUGGUGGCCGCGAAGUGCAAGGUGCCGUGGAAAAGAACACUGUACUGGUCAUCGGAGAUGAACAGCCCAAAAAUGUGUACACAGAGCUGCAGGUGCUCAAAGGUCAUUUUGACAUUGUUCGCUUUUUGGUGCAGAUUGAUGACGUCAGGUUUGCCUCUGGUGGAGAUGAUGGACUGGUGCUUGUUUGGAAUGUUGAGACCGGGGAGCGUCUCCAGGAGCUGAGGGGUCACUCGCAGCAAAUCACUGCCAUGGCGGCCUACAGCAGACCGGGCAGGUGGGCCCCUCACACAGACCUCCUCACAGCUUCCUCGGACCGGACCCUCAGCAUGUGGGAUCCAGACACUGGGAAUCGAGUACAAACUGUGUCCGAUUUGCAGUCUUCUGUAAAGUGCCUGCUUGUUCUGGAUCACCUUGGUUUGUGGGUUUCUGGAGGCAAUGAGAUGUGUGUCUGGAACCGGAACUUCGACCUCCUGUGUAGGACUGAUCACCAUAGCGAUGCGGGAAUUGCUGCUAUGGUUGAGUUGCCGAAGAACUGCAUAGCUGCUGCUGUGGACAAAGAAAUAGUCAUUUACAGACUGAGCAGCGUUGCAAAUGAAGCAGACAUGGCAGUGACUGAAGUCCGCAGGCUAACAGACCACCGGGACAGCAUACGAGCUCUGAUCACUAUUAAUGAUCAGCUGUUUGCCAGCGGUUCUCACAUCGGGGAGCUCAUUGUGUGGCACUCCUUGGACUGGACCCCCCAGGUUUUUGAGUGCAUCCUGUGGGACCACCCACACGUCAGCCCUCAGGAGGAGAUCAAACUCGGAGGGCAGAAGCAGAGCGAGAUGUCAAUCCACCACAUGGCCUCGGUUGGAGAGUUCAUUGCUGCUGCUGUUGGAAGUGGACUGUAUAUCUACAACAUACUGACAAGGAGUGUGGUUGCCUACAGGAAGACUGCCCAUGACUCCAACAUCCGGCAGAUCCUGCUGCUGCCCGAAGGGCAGCUGAUGUCCUGCUCUGAGGACGGCAGUGUGAGGAUAUGGGAGCUCCAGGACCUUCCUCUGCCAGCAGAACCAGCCAGCGCAGGCUUCUUUGGAAUGUGGAGUUUCGGGAGGACGAGCAAACAGGCCAGCCAACCAGUGAAAAAGGUCCAGGAGGCUCCGGCCCUUCGCACCCUGGAACUGAUCGGAGAUCUGAUUGGACACUCUGGAGCCAUCCAGAUGUUCAUUAACUUCACGGACCGAGGGCUGGUCUCAUGCUCCACGGAUCACCUGAUCAUCAUAUGGAAGAAUGGUGAGAGGGAGUCUGGGCUGAGAAGCAGCUCCCUCUUCCACAAGUUGGACCAGAACGGAGGCCUCUGAAUUGGUGUAAUGCCCAGCAGUGGUGCUGUGACCUGAGGGACAUCAUACCUCUGCACCAAAAUAUAGGCCGUAUUUAUUGUGAGGUGCUUUUACUUUUUAUUAUGGUGUCCUGUCAUUGACUGAAGUCUCAUUCUGCCUUGUUCCCUGUCUUUUUUUGGGAUAAACAGUUAUGGAAGAUGGAUGUUUUAUUAGUGUUAUUUGUGUGUUUUUCACUCUAGUGCUUUAAGCAUGCUGUUGGUUCUUGUACUGUACCUGGCCGACUGCUGUGAGAGACCAGGCAUAGUUCAAAUACCAUUCUGCCAGUAAAUGUAAGCCUUGAAUCAGAAAUCAGGAUGACAGAAUGUGAGUUUCCGGUUUUGUUUCAUUUUAAAUUUUAUUGCACUCGUACAGUUUGUAUAUUUUAAAACAACCAUUUGUGUCAAUCGUAAAGAACACAUUGUUAUAUUUACAGUAUUUCACUGAAUGCCAAAUAAAUGGUUUUCUAUGAGAUUGUACAAAAUAAACGUAAAAGGUCUUUAGUUGCCUGUCAACCACAGUACUGCUUUGUUUACCAUAUCUCACAAGUACAGCAUUGUGUUGUGACCCCAAAAAGUCUCCUUUAACAAAACAAAGUUAAACAAAAGUACUGAAAUAAUAUUUCAGACUAUUACAGUCACUACAUUGAAUGUGGAAUGUUACGGUUGAACCAGCAUGACGUUGAUGUACCCACUGUAACAACUAAGAACAUUACGAUAGAAUCUUUGAAAAAUACAGAUGAUUUUAAUUGCAUGAUGCCAUAAUUUUCAGUGUUAAAGGCGAUUUCUUUUUUAAAAAAUAGAGCUUAUAUACAACUUUGCUCUACAAUUUCUCUUUGUUGUAUCGUUAGUUAAGAAAAAAAUGGUUAUUGGCACAUUGUCAAUGUCCACAGUCUGGCACUGCUAAACCCUCCAUGUCCCCCCCCCUUAACAGCAAGUUGCUAGCAGUCCCAUUUACACAGAACUGACCUUUAUCUCAUCUCAUCAAGAAAUAUGAGGGGGGGGGGGCAUUUUUUUUUCUUGUCUCCUUUCUACUGUUGGAAUGCUUUGAUUGUUGAUUAAUUGCAUCCAUGAAGUGAACUGUGUGUUCAUCCUUAGCCAUAAUGAAUACAACAAACAGAUAAAUA